AUGCGAGAUUCUCUAGUAAGAUCUAAAAUUAUGGGUAUGGAAAGCACUGAACUAGGUGAUUCUAUGGGAGCCAUAGAUUUGAAUGAUGGGUGGCGAGAGUCAAUUGUCAACGAACUACUAAUGGAUAUGGGUCAAGGUAGUAUAGGUCGAGGCCCAGGUAUUGUUAUACCUGAUGAGUCUAAUUUAGUGGAGGUGGGCCUAGUCUCUUUAAUUUCAGACCAAGCUCAUAAGGAAUUGAGUCUUAAUACUAACGGACUAGUACUUCAAUCAAAGAAGUAUGAGCUAGGGGGUGGCUUCAUCCUACUUGAUAAAUCAAUCCUGAAG
Molecule: messenger RNA, 324 nt
Organism: Ilex paraguariensis (yerba mate)
Lineage: Eukaryota; Viridiplantae; Streptophyta; Magnoliopsida; Aquifoliales; Aquifoliaceae
Source: the annotation of a GenBank genome assembly